CAAUCUUUGAAUAUGGAAGCUUGAUAGGAAAAUGAAGAGAACACUAAGGCAGAUCAUAGAGAGCAGGCUACAGAAAUCCAGAACAACCACUGACAGUUCUCCAAGGUGUUGUUUUGGAGAUGAUCUACUCAGUUUGAUGAUUGCAGCCUCAGAAACCAAUCAACUUAAAGUAGACCUGAAGUUGAACAUGAAUGAAAUUAUAGAAGAAUGUAAAACAUUCUUUUUCGCAGGGCAUGAGACCACUUCUAGCUUGUUAUCCUGGGCAAUGUUCUUGAUGAGCAAACAUCAGGAAUGGCAAGCAAAACUGAGAGAAGAGGUCUUGAAGGAGUGUGGGAAAGGAACUCCAAAUGCUAAUAUGUUGGCCAAGCUAAAACUGGUGAACAUGGCUCUUCUGGAGGUCCUAAGGCUAUAUGGCCCAGUCGUAGCCUUGAAGCAAAGAAUAUAUUGGGGAAAAGAUGCAAGUGAGUUCAAUCCUCUAAGAUUCAAGAAUGGGAUAUCCAAAGCAGCAAAACACCCGAAUGCUCUGCUUGCCUUCUUAAUUGGCCCAAGGGCCUGCAGCGGACAAAGCUUUGCAACAUCGGAAGCCAAAACUGUGCUUGCGCUGAUUCUCCAAAGGUUUUCUUUCUCCUUCUCCCCUGACUACAAACAUGCUCCUGCAAACCACAUUACUUUACAGCCUCGACAUGGCCUCCUUAUUGUCAUUAAACCUCUAAACAUGUAAGACAAAUAGUGAGAUCCGACUCUGCUGAGUAUCUUAAAAUAUAAAGGGAUGCAGUCAAUUUAUUAUUGUCUUAAAGCUACUUCAUUCAACUGUACUCAGCAUUCUGUCACUUUUUGAUCUUAAUAAGAACAAUAAGUUUUCAUCUAUGGUUAUAAUGUACAUGUGAAAAUAUGUUUAAAUGAUCACGAAACCUUUCCUAUAGCAAUAACAAGGGCUUUUACCUUUGGAUAUGGAAGCUUGAUUGAAAAAUGAAGAAAUCAAUAAGGCAGCUUGUAAAGAGCAGGCUGUAGAAUUCCAGAACACUUAGUGUAAGUUCUCUAGAAUGUUGUUUUGGGGAUGAUUUACUUGGUGUGUAGAUUGCAGCCUUAAAAAACACUCAAGCUAAAGGAGACCUCAAGUUGAGCAUGAAUGAAAUUGUGGAUAAAUG
This is a messenger RNA of Rubroshorea leprosula, 1148 nucleotides long. The record is from the annotation of a GenBank genome assembly. NCBI's taxonomy places the organism in Eukaryota, Viridiplantae, Streptophyta, Magnoliopsida, Malvales, Dipterocarpaceae.